AUGAAGACUGUAGAAUCAGCUAUACAGCGGGGAGGGGAGAGACUCCUGGAUAUACAUAACCAGGGUGGGUGUGUUGCCCGCUAGUUGACCGUCACAUCUAGUCACAAUGGACGAUCUGCCACCGGAACAAAUCAGUGUCUUAAGAAAGGCCUUCGACGCUUUCGACAGGGAGCGGUCAGGUUCGAUCCCGACUGACAUGGUGUCCGAUAUCCUUCGACUCAUGGGUCAACCCUUUAACAAAAAAAUCCUUGAUGAACUUAUUGAAGAAGUGGACGCUGACAAAUCUGGAAGAUUGGAAUUUGAAGAAUUCAUUACACUAGCGGCUAAAUUCAUUGUAGAAGAAGAUGAUGAAGCCAUGCAAAAAGAACUUAGGGAAGCAUUCAGACUUUAUGACAAAGAAGGCAAUGGAUAUAUCCCGACUUCAUGCCUCAAAGAGAUUCUUCACGAGCUUGAUGAACAGCUGACCAACGAAGAAUUGGACAUGAUCAUCGAGGAGAUCGACUCCGAUGGAUCUGGCACUGUUGAUUUCGAUGAAUUCAUGGAGAUGAUGACUGGUGAAUAAUAUGACAUCAACAACAUCUCCGCAUUUAUGAUUUUCUUAUUCUUUUACCUGAAAUGCAUUUAUUAAAUAUGUAUAUGUUUAUGUAUGUUUUUCUCUUCAUUUUUUUCCCCUGCUAGGUGAUAAUCAAUGUAUAUCAGACUCAAACUGAGAUUUUUUCUUUAUAUUCAAUAAACUGUGUUUACAUUUGUU
Messenger RNA from Cimex lectularius (bed bug), 751 nucleotides. Its product is annotated as troponin C-like. Lineage: Eukaryota; Metazoa; Arthropoda; Insecta; Hemiptera; Cimicidae. The transcript has 5 exons. Gene Ontology annotation, molecular function: calcium ion binding. The coding region runs from base 107 to 562 and encodes 151 amino acids. The record is from RefSeq and is a predicted model, not a curated record. Gene Ontology annotation, cellular component: myosin II complex.